GCUAGAGUCAAAUUUGCAUCGUUUUGCACUCUCAGCAGAGUGGUUGAAACAUGUGGAUUCCUCUGCUACAAUGGGUUCUGCAUCUCAUUUCGUGAGUUCCCUACGCGUGUCUUCAAAACAUGGAAUUGGCAGAAAACGUGUCAGGUGUUCCGAUCUGGACUCCAGUCCUCCUUCAAAUGCUGCCUCUGGAUUGAGUUUAUUUUGGUGGAGGGGUGGUAGGCUGUCACGUCAGCUGUUCAACUGGAAGGUUUUGCCUCAGUCCUUGGCUUCCAAAGCUGCCCGACGAGCUGGUUGUAAGAAGAUGGUGGGUGUCUUAUAUCCUGAUGGUUCAGAAUUUGCAAAGAGAAGCAAAUAUGUUGCCUGGCGAGCUGCAGUUGAGACAUCAGGAAGUGUGCAGCAGCUUGCUCUCCAGGUUAGGGAGCUUGAUACUAACAUUAGAUGGGAUGAGAUUGAGAACACUAACAUUCUCUCAAAGAUGGACAAGGAAGCUAGAAAAUCAAUCAGGUCAUUCAAAAAAGUUAUAGUCCGCCGGAAGUGCUCAGAAGGAGCAGUUGUGAAAUAUCUUCUUGAUUUUGGUAAAAGAAGACUUAUCCCUGAUAUUGUCAUGAGACAUGGGUCCAUGGUUGAAGAAUCCUCCAGUGCAAGGAAGAAAUAUUGGUUGGACGAAUCUCAUCUUCCUUUGCAUCUCUUGAAAAGUUUCGAAGAGAAAAGAAUUGCCCGCAAGUCCACAAAGGUGAGUCCUGGGAAACUUCGGGAGAGCGGUAAUGUAAUGAAGAAAUCCUCAAAGAAAAAGGCUUUUUCCUACCUUUUCUCAAGAGCGGAAAGAUCAGACAAUUAUCAGUGUGGCCAUUGUAAUAAAGAUGUCUUGAUCAGGUAUCAUAUUUAUCCUUUCUGGCUAACCAGGUAUUGUGUUACCAUCCCAUGCUUUUGGCUCAUCUUCUCAUGUCUGUGA
Molecule: messenger RNA, 952 nt
Organism: Ilex paraguariensis (yerba mate)
Lineage: Eukaryota; Viridiplantae; Streptophyta; Magnoliopsida; Aquifoliales; Aquifoliaceae
Source: the annotation of a GenBank genome assembly